Messenger RNA from Seriola aureovittata, 2671 nucleotides. RefSeq names its product ankyrin repeat and BTB (POZ) domain containing 1 (gene abtb1). Gene Ontology annotation, cellular component: cytoplasm; ubiquitin ligase complex. Lineage: Eukaryota; Metazoa; Chordata; Actinopteri; Carangiformes; Carangidae. The transcript has 12 exons. Gene Ontology annotation, molecular function: protein binding. The record is from RefSeq and is a predicted model, not a curated record. Bases 202 to 1632 code for a protein of 476 amino acids.
AGUCACGUGACUGCUGGAAAUCUUCAACCAAAACACUGAGGACCCGAGCAGAUUGUAAACAACUGCAAGAAACUGUGACAGCCAGCCAACUUUCUCAGCGUCGAUCCAGCAAACUGUGAAGCUACACCGAAUCACCAGUAACCUGUCCAGUAGACAGGCCGUCUCAAUGCAUUACAGAGGACCGAAAACACCGAGGGGAUCAUGGAUGUGUACGAUUUGUUUAGUAGUUGCAGAAAGGGCGACAUUUGUAGAGUUAGAUACCUUGUUGAACAAAGAGAUGUGGACCUCAAUGUAAGAGAUAAAUGGGACAGCACCCCGUUGUAUUAUGCCUGUCUCUGUGGUCAUGAGGAGCUGGUCCAGUACCUGUUGGCUAGUGGUGCCAAGUGUGAAGCCAACACGUUUGAUGGUGAGAGGUGCAUGUAUGGCUCCCUAAAUGACUCUGUUCGACGCCUGCUCAAAGAUUAUAAAUGUGUCCCUGUCCGCGCCAUGCAGCGGGAUGAUUUUAACUACUUUCUGCACAUGUUACUGGAGCAGGGUCAACACAGCGAUGUCAAGUUCCUGGUUCAUGGACAAACAUUUCUGGCCCACCGCUGUGUUCUCAGUGCACGCUCAGAGUACUUCACUGAAAUGUUUGAGACCAAAUGGAAAGGGAAAAACUUGAUAACCCUCAAACAUCCUUUGAUCAAUCCUGCAGCCUUUGGAGCCAUCCUGCGAUAUUUCUAUACAGGACGAAUGGAUAUUGAUAUAAGCCUAGUGGAGGACUGCAGACGACUUGCUAAGCAGUGCAAGAUGGCAGAUUUCAUGGAGGAGCUGGAGAAUAAAUGCAAACAGCUGUAUGAAUUUGUGUCCAACAAGCCAGGAAUCUGUGUGAAAGUCCUGAGCCUGGAGCCACACAGCUGUCAGCUUCAGGAGGAGAUGGCUCAGUUAGCAGACUGUGCACUGCCCACUGAGCUAAGAGUUGGAUUUGGAGAACUUCCCUUUAACAGAGUCGACCGCUUCCCUACUUAUCCUGACAUCUGCUUCAGAGUCGAUGGUUACAAUUUCUUAUGUCACAAGGUGUUUUUCUGCGGGCGUAGUGAUUACUUUAAAGCCUUAAUGGAGGACCACUUCAGUGAGGGAGAGCAGCUGCAGUCCCAGCCCAGCACCCCAGUGAUAACUUUACACAACAUCUCCCAUGAAAUCUUUAUCCACGUCAUGUAUUACAUCUACACUAAUGACACAGAGCUAACAAUGGAGAAUGUGUUUGACGUGCUGUGUGUGGCUGACAUGUAUCUGCUGCCGGGGCUGAAGCGCCUGUGUGGGAAGACGCUUGCUAAGACCAUAUGUGAAGAUAACGUUCUGUACAUGUGGAAGACGGCCAAGCUUUUCCGUCUGUCUCGGCUGGAGGAUCACUGCACAGAGUUCAUGGCCAAGAUCAUUGAGCGGCUGGUGGAGCAGGCUGAGUUUGCCGAGAUCAUCAAAGAGGAUGCUGCGUCACUGGAGGAGCGACACGAGACUGACUCCGUCCCCUUAGUGGAUGACAUCCGCUACCACAUCGCCAGCAAUGUGCAGACGUACAGUGCGAUCGAAGAGGCCAAUCAGAAGCUGGAGGCCUUGGAGGAGUUGCUGUCCAGCAUAAACAUUGACUGUUGAAGGGUCGGCAGGUUGUAGUUUGUGGCUGUGGCUGCAGCUGCUGCGGAGUUUGAGGUUUUUAAGGUUGAUGCUUUGGCAGGGGACAUACAUUGGUGAAUCUGCGAAGGAAAAAAAAAAACAGUAUGAGGUGAGAAGAAAAACGUAUGCAUCUGUAUGUUUGUAGUAGGUUUACAAAAUAUAUAUUUUGAAAGGAGCUGGUUCUGAUUUUACAGAGGCAUAUUCAGAGACAGCUGUUUCUGUCGGCAGUUUAAAGUUUGUUUUAGUGAGAUAAAUUAAAUCUGAGGAAAGAUAUUUGGUAUUAAGUAUCAUGUUAAUCUGUUGUUGUAGGUUUUGAAAGAUGGGUUUUGAUGAAACUGUGUAUUAUAUAUUUACAACAGAACAUCUUUGUGUUGCACAUGCAUGAAAUUAUUUGCUACUAGAAUUUAAACAAGCUGUAGCUCUUUUAAAAUGUAGUUUGGCCUCAACAAAUUUCAGCACCAGCCCUUAUAAUGAACUCUAUUUAAUUUUAUUAUGACAGUAUAAGAAAGCAGAACGAGUCCAUGCAAUGUACUGGCUCACACUGGACAGCUGUCGGUAAAUAGAAGUGUGCAUUCAUUUCAUUCAUCCAGAAAAUAUUUUUAAUUUUGAACUCUUAUUUUGAAGUGACAUAGUUUUCUGAUGUAUUUGUUUCACAGAAGCAGUCAAGGUAUUGUUGACCUGCCUGCAGCUUUUAUUUUGUAUUUGAUUGCAUUUGGCAGCUGUAGUUCACCUCACUAUUCAACCAAUGACAUUCCUCUAGCGUGAAUACUUACACUUACCCCAACACACUUCUGCACUUAGAUUUACCAUUUUAAAUGUAAGCAAUUUCCUGCUGCCCUGUAUAACAGCAUUGCCUCUGUUGCCCAGUGUGUGCACCAGAAAAUAGAGCUGUUACUAAACUGUUUGCAUGUCAAUUUCACCGUCAACACAGCAAAAUAAUACAAUAUUUGAUUUCAGAAUGAUGAUGUCAUCCAUCUCUCAUAACUGCGUUUGGUUUUGGCAAUUAAACACUGUAUAGCAA